Messenger RNA from Prorocentrum cordatum, 2184 nucleotides. The record is from the annotation of a GenBank genome assembly. Lineage: Eukaryota; Dinophyceae; Prorocentrales; Prorocentraceae.
AUGGCGAGCGCUCCUGCCGCCCAGGUGCCCUCCUUGGGGCAGGUCGCCUACGGCGCUGCCGGCGACGGCAAGCUGACCUUCGAGGAGGCGGGCUUGAUGGUCAGCGGGGGCAAGGUGGACUGCCACCCUUCAAAAUGCGUCAAGAAGGACAGGUUGUCCGUCGGCGGGGACCUUUCUGUUUUUGAUCUCCCCUUGGUACCGAUCGCAAACUCGAGCACUACGAAGCUGGUCGCAUUCGCUGACGUCGUGUCCAACUACGCGGGCCCAAUCGACUUCGACAAGGUCCACGAGCUGUGCUGCAAUGGUAACUUCAAGGACUUGCAGGACCCAUUGUCGCUCAAGAAGGAGCCUGCCAUUCCGUGCACGCUGCAGCUGUUCAUCACGCGCGAGAACCCCGCGGACCCCGAGUGCUCGACCUACCGCAUCCUCAAGGUUGUCAGCUUCGAGAAGAACAGAGUCGAUGCUGCGACCAUCCUCAGCUGCGCCCGCGGGGAGGCCCACGAGAUCGACUACGGCGACAACUUCAGGUCGGGGUCGAUUGCGUUCCAGUUCAUGCUGGAGAAGCCCGAGGGCUAUCAGAUACGGGCAUCCUUAUCCAAGGCCUCCGCUGUAAGGUACUGCGCGAUCAAGCCGCAGCGCGAGCGGAAGCAGCCGCUAGAGGCGUAUGAGCUCUCGCAAGGGUGCGCGUUCAUCCGCGAGCAUGGCCCUCGCAGUAACAACAGGAACCAGUUCAUGGAGUGGGCCGACGUGGAGGUGAGUAGAGAGGGAUCGAAAAUCUUCGGUUGGCCAGCCGCCAAGGUGGAGACCGCUUUGCGCAACUACCAGAGAGGGAGGACAAACGCCGAGCCGAUCACGCGGUGGAGUUUGACGGUGAAGGACUUCGCUGGCUGGUUCCUCAACGGCGUCCUCAAGUUCAUGAUUGGCACCCUCCAUAUGCACGGGGUAUUGUGGACCGGGAAGACCAGGGUCGGCAAGAGCAACGGCUCUAAGACUUUGGCUUGGGUGCACUCAGCGUGCAGCAUCCAGAAGAAGGGGUCCGCCGACGAUGCCGCCUUCCUCACUGUCAAGCACAUGGAUUUCUUCAAGGGCGAGCCGACGACGGACGUCCUGCCCGAGACUUUCGACGACGGCCUCUUGCAGAAGGUAACGGCUGACGUUCUCAAGGCAAUCUUCAACCCCAAGGAGGGGGAUGCUCUGCUGUGGGCUCGGUGGGGCGGCUGCGAUUUCGAGCAAGGGUCGCGCAGGCAAGCCGUUGCUAACCCAUGCGACCGCGGCGCGGAGAGGGCGGCGUUGGCUGCCGCGACGCGCAACAAGUACGACUUGGACCACUUCAAGCGCAUCGUCGUCCCGUCGCUUGAGGAGGUGAAGACCGAGGAGGACUUCAAUGCCAUCCUCGCCAGGUCGCACUUCGCCGUGGUCACGGACCUCGGGGUGCACUGGCGCGAAGCGUCCGCAGAUCUGGGGAACGGCGCCGAGUUCAUGCCGCGGCCCAACCCCAGAGCCUCCGACCUCUUCUCCGGCGAGGUGCGGGACGCGUCGUCGCCCGCUGCCCGCCCGCUCCCUUCAAACUACGCCGAGAAGAUGGACUGGUCUAUCGGCAACAUGAAGAGUUUGGUGGAGGGCCGUGACGUGCCCACGGUUGCGACUGUCCACAUUGCCCCGAUGUUUGGUGAUGGCCCUGGACGCACGGUUUCCGUUGCCAGCGCCAUUUCGGGGUUCGCGCCAGGCGCGGCGGCGAGCGCUCCGUCCGCCCCCGCGGCCGCCUCGGCGUCUCGUUCCGAUGGAGCGGCAGACGCACCAUAUGACGAGGAGGACGCGUUCGGUUUCGGCGGCGGCAUGGAGGGGCCAGAGGAGAGCGCCCCCGCCGCAAGCGCCGCGCAGCCUGGCAUCGCGGGGCGUUGCGGGGAACUGACGAAGGAGGGCCAGGGCGAGCAGAUCGCCAUUUUCAAGGGCCUCGCCAGGGCGCGCCACGACGCCUUCGAGGACUUGUGCUCGCCUCCGCCUGUGAAGAGGGCGAAGAGGCUCAUGAUGGGAUGCGGAGGUUCGCUGUCGGAGGUGGGCGCCGCGGAGCAGGAGGCGAUCUUCGCCUCUAUCGCCGCCUCGGCCAGUGGGGCGUUCAUCGCCGCCGACGAUGGCGACGACAACGACGGCUCCCAUCGAAGCCGAGCGCGGGCGCCCGAUUGA